AUGGCAGUUGUUGCAAUCUUCAGCUCCCUUCUCAUCUGCUCAGUGAUUGCCAUUAGUGAUGCUUUGAGCACAAAUUACUACGAUAAGACGUGUCCUUCGGUGGAGAGUAUUGUCUCAAAUACAGUCAAAGAAGCAUUUCAGGCUGAUAAAACCGUCCCUGCAGCUGUGCUUCGUAUGCAUUUCCAUGAUUGCUUUAUAAGGGGAUGUGAUGCUUCGGUGCUCCUAGAUAAAUUUGGGAACAGUAAAGUAGAGAAAUCCGGUCCUCCAAACCUUUCAUUGCAUGCCUUUUUUGUCAUUGAUAGUGCAAAGACGGCAAUAGAAAAAGCAUGUCCUGGGGUUGUCUCUUGCGCUGACAUAUUGGCUUUAGCUGCAAGGGACGCGGUAGCCCUUGCUGGUGGACCCACUUGGGAUGUGCCUAAAGGAAGGAAAGAUGGGAGAACAUCACUUGCCAGUGAAACAAGACAGCUUCCAGCACCCACAUUCAACUUCUCUCAGCUCCAACAAAGCUUCGCUCAGAGAGGCCUAAACCUUGGUGAUCUGGUGGCUCUUUCAGGAGGACACAGUCUCGGGUUUUCCCACUGCUCAUCGUUCCAGAACCGAUUGCACAACUUCGAUGCAACUCAUGACAUUGACCCCUCAAUCAAUCCUUCCUUUGCUGCCAGCUUAAAAAGAGUGUGUCCUGCACACAACCAAGUGACAAGUGCUGGUUCCAGUAUGGAUCCUUCACCAACAAUGUUUGACAAUACAUAUUACAAGCUAAUUCUCCAAGGAAAAAGCCUGUUUUCUUCAGAUCAGGCCUUGCUCACAUCUCCAAGCACCAAAAAUUUGGUUUCACAAUUUGCUAGAUCCAAGAAAGCUUUCUAUGACGCAUUUGCCAAGUCUAUGAUCAGGAUGAGCAGCAUCACAGGAGGACAGGAAGUACGAAAGAAUUGUCGAAUAGUCAAUUGAGGUCUAAAGGCCUUCGAGAUAUAUAAAUUAAAUGUAGCCAUUAAAAGGUUUAGUCAAGGCAAUCAAUGCAUUGCCUUUGCAUGACGUGUGUAGUCUUUCAUUUUCCCUUUCCUAAAGGGAGCUUCCACAGAAGGUUCACCUUCACACAUCCUUGCUGAUGUGGAUUAGUAGUUGAUGGAUGAUUGCCAAGAUCCCUAGCAAAGGAAAAAAGGUCUUGGACUCUUGGUUGAGUCUAGCAGUGUGCUGUUUUAGGGUUUGCAUUAAGUGUAUCGUUCUCACUUCAGUUUUACGAGGCGGGUACCCGUAAUCCAGUAUUGUAUUUUGUAAUGAAAUAGCAGCAAAUAAACUAGCAAUUUGUGAUCUUAA
Beta vulgaris subsp. vulgaris (sugar beet) is the source of this 1314-nucleotide messenger RNA. Its product is annotated as peroxidase 64. Lineage: Eukaryota; Viridiplantae; Streptophyta; Magnoliopsida; Caryophyllales; Amaranthaceae. Gene Ontology annotation, biological process: response to oxidative stress; hydrogen peroxide catabolic process. The record is from RefSeq and is a predicted model, not a curated record. Bases 1 to 948 code for a protein of 315 amino acids. Gene Ontology annotation, cellular component: plant-type cell wall; plasmodesma. Gene Ontology annotation, molecular function: heme binding; peroxidase activity. The transcript is spliced from 4 exons.